AUGAGAAUACCCGCCAGCCGUCGAGGAGAGCCCGGAUUACGAACAUGUCUCGUGCUGGCUGUGGCCGAACGGGCGAUCGCUGAGCCUCUUGUCCAGGAAGAGCAGCAUGCGGUCCGGUGGCUGUCGAAGGGGCCGAGUGUGUCGAUAGGUCUGGCUGCAGGGGUCGGCAUGGACUGGAUAGAAGAGGAAGAGCAGUGGAUGGAAGAGGAGGAGCCGAUGGGCCCUGGUUCCGGGCAGGGAAUGAAUCUCGGAGAGGGAAUGGACCUGGAGCAGGAGGACCGGAAGCCGUGGCAGGAGGACCGGAAGCCGUGGCAGGAGGACCGGAAGCCGUGGCAGGAGGACCGGGAGUCACCUUUGUCGUCGUCACCAUUGUCGUCGUCACCAUUGUCGUCGUCGCCUUUGUCGUCGUCGCCUUUACUUGGGUGUACUGAGAAGGGGUACAUAUGGCCCGCGGUUGGUUCGGAAGGGUACCAGGCAGUAGCGAGCGUAUUGCGAGAUAGAGAGUGGGCGGCGAUGGAGAGAGUGGAUUGGCCGAGUGUUUCUGGCACGUGUACGUUGCAGUAUUUGGAGUCGGCGGCGAUGAUUUCAAGUUACUACUCGUGGCCGUUCGGGCGCGUGGAGGAGUCUCUGGCGUCGCGUCUGCGUCCGGCUUUUUGGGUGAGUGUAGAUGCGCAGUGGCGCGAGGAGGUCUGGCUGACCGCGUGUCUGUUGCAGCGAGUCAAGGCAUCACCCACACGGCUCGCGGACUUUUGCGCGGGCACACUCGGACACGACCCGAUCCCAGUCGGCCGCGAAGCCUUCCGCGAACACCGAGUGACAGCGCGACCGGUCGAAUCGAAGCCCGGGUCCCGUCUGCGCUGUGUGGCGCGGCUGCGCUCUGCCGGACGUUCCGAUAUGGUACUCACCGUACACGAAUACGCGCGUGCUACUAACAGCACGCGAGCGCACACAACGCUCCUUACUCGGCUCGCGCUUGACCAGCCGCAGCGGCCCUUCGAAGGCAGCGGCUCCGUCGCUGA
This is a messenger RNA of Gregarina niphandrodes, 1019 nucleotides long. RefSeq lists its product as hypothetical. The annotation marks the transcript as partial. Lineage: Eukaryota; Apicomplexa; Conoidasida; Eugregarinorida; Gregarinidae. The record is from RefSeq and is a predicted model, not a curated record. The transcript has a single exon.